GGGACAGGCUGCUUCUCUGAAAUCCUUUUCCUCACACCUGUUCCUCCCACUAGGUCACAGCAGCAGAACCCGGAGCCACCAUGUGCUUCUCCAAACAUGAGUGUGUGGACGACUUCUGUGAUGACCUCCAAAGUCAACCCCAAGCAGAAACACAGGACCAACUCAGUGAGAACCUGCUUGAAGCUGUGGAUGCCGAAGUUCACAACAAUGUACCGGUGAGUAUGAACCACUGUCACAGCCCCUUGCUUCCCCUCCACCUUACUCUCUCUCGCCGUUGGCACUGCCAUGAGUUCACCCCUGUGCUUGGUGAAGUGCAGCAGGAAUUCCGUUGUAGAAUCCGGAGGCCCUCUGGCUCUGACAAUUCAGGGGACCAGAAGCCGGGAAAGAGCUUUCCGGACAGAGCGCUGAGGCAGUUCUGAGAAUGGCUGCAGAAGCUGAAGCGGAAGUUUUUUGUUGCGCUUGCCUGCCUGCGGCAGAAGGGGGCUGCCGGCCUACAGGCCUUGCGCAGUGCGGUUGAGGCAAUCUGGGGAGAGUUGAAGCGUUUCUUCUCCUCUGUGGGGCAGGUCUUCAAGAGCCUCAUCUAGGUCUAGGGAGCCCCACAGGGUCCGGGAGGAGAUUGGCCUCAUGUAGAAGCCAAUUUGAUUUUCCCCUUCUCAGUAAGAAUCUUCUGAAGCGACCUUUGCCCUCCUGCUCACCCUUGACCCAUCCUUGCAACCUCCCUCACCUCCUGUCCUUCAGGGAGGACACCACCAUCAAGCUCUCCCCACCUGGGUUUCUUUCUCCAGGUCUGACCUGCCUGUCGCUGUAGUGCUGAAAUCCUAAUAAAAGUUGA
Orcinus orca (killer whale) is the source of this 832-nucleotide messenger RNA. RefSeq lists its product as uncharacterized. Gene Ontology annotation, biological process: immune response. The record is from RefSeq and is a predicted model, not a curated record. The transcript has 5 exons. Lineage: Eukaryota; Metazoa; Chordata; Mammalia; Artiodactyla; Delphinidae.